Molecule: messenger RNA, 2146 nt
Organism: Myxocyprinus asiaticus (Chinese sucker)
Lineage: Eukaryota; Metazoa; Chordata; Actinopteri; Cypriniformes; Catostomidae
Product: mothers against decapentaplegic homolog 9-like
Exons: 8
Coding region: 328-1737 (469 amino acids)
Biological process (GO): transforming growth factor beta receptor signaling pathway; BMP signaling pathway; regulation of transcription by RNA polymerase II
Cellular component (GO): heteromeric SMAD protein complex
Molecular function (GO): RNA polymerase II cis-regulatory region sequence-specific DNA binding; I-SMAD binding; DNA-binding transcription factor activity, RNA polymerase II-specific
Source: RefSeq, a predicted model, not a curated record
CGCUGAGGCUCCAGUCUGGCUGACGCCGCGAGCUCUGUGCUGCCGGAGCGUCCAAACACACGCGCACACCUCCAAUCUGCGCGAGAGUGUGGAGCGCGCGCGACUUCUUCGACUGCGCGGAAUAUUAUUCGGCUCGUCGGACAAAGAUAAAAGCGGUAAUAUCCAGACUGGUGACUGCCCGACGAAAACAUCUGUCAGGGGGCUUCCUUUAAGCCUGGCUGUAUCUUGGCUGUUAAGAAAUAAACGAAGACUCUUGUGUUCCUGGGUAGAAGUGAUUUAGAACAGAUUUCCCUUGUGUGCCACAAGCUUUGAGUAAAAUCCCAUCCCAUGAUGCAGUCCACUACAUCCAUCACAUCCCUCUUCUCCUUCACCAGUCCAGCUGUGAAGAGGCUGCUGGGCUGGAAACAGGGAGAUGAAGAGGAAAAGUGGGCGGAAAAGGCUGUUGAUUCUCUUGUAAAGAAACUGAAGAAGAAGAAAGGGGCCAUGGAGGAACUCGAAAAGGCUCUUAGCUGCCCUGGCCAGCCCAGUAAAUGUGUGACCAUCCCUCGCUCCCUGGAUGGAAGGCUUCAGGUGUCCCAUCGUAAAGGUCUGCCACAUGUCAUCUACUGCCGAGUGUGGCGAUGGCCAGAUCUGCAGUCCCACCAUGAGCUGAAAGCACUGGACUGCUGCGAGUUUCCCUUUGGCUCCAAGCAGAAGGAUAUCUGUAUCAACCCCUAUCAUUACCGCCGUGUGGAGACGCCAGUGUUGCCCCCAGUCCUUGUGCCACGUCACAGUGAGUUCAACCCCCAGCACAGCUUAUUGGCAAAGUUCCGGAACGCUUCCUUACACAAUGAACCUCUCAUGCCACAGAAUGCCACCUAUCCAGACUCCUUCCCUCAGAUGCCCUGCAGCUCAUUUUCUUCGUCUCCCUCCAGCUCUUUAAAUCAAUCACCUACUGCACGCAGCUACCCCAACUCCCCUAGUAGUGGGACUGACCCCGGGAGCCCACCCUACCAAAUCACAGCAGAGACGCCUCCUCCACCUUACAGUAUGAUGGAGACCUCUCCCACUGAGGAUGUGAAACCAGGAGAAACCUCCAAACCCAUUAAACUCAUUCUGUCAGCACCCCAUAUAGACUUGAGGCCGGUGUGUUAUGAGGAACCAGAAUACUGGUGCUCAGUGGCGUAUUACGAGUUGAACAACAGAGUGGGCGAGACAUUCCAUGCCUCCUCACGAAGCAUCCUGGUGGACGGCUUCACCGACCCCUCCAACAAUAAGAACAGAUUCUGUCUUGGAUUGCUGUCCAACGUCAACCGAAACUCCACCAUUGAACACACACGCAGGCACAUAGGCAAAGGUGUUCAUCUGUAUUACGUCGGUGGAGAGGUGUAUGCAGAGUGUCUGAGCGACAGCAGUAUUUUCGUACAGAGUCGGAACUGUAACUAUCAGCACGGUUUUCACCCCACCACUGUUUGCAAGAUCCCAAGUGGAUGCAGCCUUAAGAUCUUCAACAACCAGCUGUUUGCCCAGCUGCUGUCUCAGUCAGUAAACCAUGGCUUUGAGGUGGUGUAUGAACUCACCAAGAUGUGCACCAUCAGGAUGAGUUUUGUCAAGGGCUGGGGUGCCGAGUACCACCGUCAGGAUGUCACCAGCACCCCCUGUUGGAUAGAAAUCCACCUGCAUGGGCCACUGCAGUGGCUAGACAAAGUUCUGACCCAAAUGGGUUCUCCGCACAAUCCUAUCUCCUCUGUGUCCUAAUGUAUUUGAUACAACAAUGCCAGAAGAACAGAAUAAGGUUCCCAAUGCACUCUAGGUCCUCGUGGUGGUGUAGUGACUCGCCUCAAUCCGGGUGGCGAAGGACGAAUCUCAGUUGCCUCUUGUGUCUGAGACCUUCAAUCCGUGCAUCUUAUCACCUGGCUUGUUGAGCGGGUUACCGCGGAGACAUGGCGCGUGUGGAGGCUUCACGCUAUUCUCCGCGGCAUCCACGCACAACUCGCCACCCGCCCCACCCAGAGCGAGAACCACAUUAUAGCGACCACGUGGAGGUUACCCCAUGUGACUCUACCCUCCCUAGCAACCAGGACAAUUUGGUUGCUUAAGAGACCUGGCUGGAGUCACUUACAGCAUUUAUUAAUCUUGGUUAAAGUAUUUUUCAUUAGUUAACAUG